This is a messenger RNA of Trichoderma atroviride IMI 206040, 2139 nucleotides long. The record is from RefSeq and is a predicted model, not a curated record. Lineage: Eukaryota; Fungi; Ascomycota; Sordariomycetes; Hypocreales; Hypocreaceae.
GGGGAGGAGGAGCAUCAGAUGGACGUCGACCAUGAGUCCGGAUCAGAGCCAGUUCGCUACAUCCGCAGCCGCAUCGCCAAUGCGUGCGAUGGAUGCAAGACGCGCAAGGUCAAGUGCGAUGGGAAGCUGCCGUGCGGAUUCUGCGUUGCGAGACAGAGAGCGCAUACAUGUCGCUAUUCGCCGCAGAAGAGACGCAGACAGUCGCAGCUUCAGAAGCUGCCAAAGGGCGGCUCAUUGCGGUCGCCGUCGCCGAUGGAGACGCCGGGAUCGAUGGCUUCGAGGCGCGUGUCGUCGGUGAAUGCUUCGUCUCCGGCAAUGCGAAGUGAGAGGCAGGCAUCUGCGCUGCAUCAGAGCCAGGAGCUGUCGGUGGCGGAGGACGAGACUGAAGUCCAGCGGGAGGCGAGGCUGCUGUGCGAUGCCCAUGGGAAGCUGACGUUUAUUGGAGACUGCGCGCCGCUGUCGUUUUUCCAGUCGGUGCGGCGGCUUGUGACGAACAGAAUUGGCCAGAAUGCCUUUGCGCCGCAGACGAGUCGGUUUUCGGUUCUGGAGAAUGCACCCGCGAGACAGACGAAGCGGUCGUUGAGAGAUUCGAGAGUACCGCAUGUUCGGCCUGCUGAUGUUACGCCUGCUGUGGCGACGUAUUUGUCGACGACGGCGAGUUUGGUGGAUUUGUUUGACAACUCAAAGCUGUUGGAUGACUUGGUUAUAUGGGCAAAUCUGGCGCAGAAGCCGGAUAAUGUCACGACCAUUAUUCACUUUCUCGUGCUUGCUAUUGGGUUGCAGGCGGACAGCGAUGCGCUGUCGCAGCAGUAUUUUGAGUAUGCGCGUGAUUUGGCAUAUACGGAUCUGAGCGACAGUCUUGGCGUCGAGACGGUCCAGGCAUUCAUCUUGGUUACGGUGUACAUGCUGUGCUCGUGUCAGAUCAAUGGGGCCUUUCUCUUCUUUGGCAUUGCUGCGAGGGCGGCGUACUCGAUUGGUUUGCAUCGGACCGAGGUGAAUGCCCGGUUUGGACAGGAGAUUCAUCGUCAGCGAGAUCGUCUCUGGAAGAGCCUGCGUGUGCUCGAUCUCUUUCUUAGCAGCUCUCUGGGGAGGCCGCCUUCGACGUCGGAUGUGGAUUGCACUGUUCCGUACCGUGCGGUGGAUGCGGAUGGGAACGAAGUGUUUGACUUGCUCAAUGCGUCUGUGCAGAUUCUGGUUAUACUGGAGUGUAUCAUUUUGGAGAUUUACUCGCGCAAGAAGAUUUCCAUGCGGUUGACUGAGGGCAUCUCCUUGCAGCUGCGCGAAUGGUCGGGGCGAUGGCUCGGCUCAUUGAAGGACAUGAUUGCGCAGCCGGCGGGCCGCAACGAGGCCCAGGUCACUGGCGCGUGUCAGGUGCUGUCGUCGUAUUACUACGCGGUGAUGCUUGUGUCGCGGCCGUUUCUGAUCCUGAUGGUGGAUCCGGUCUUGGACUUGAUAGAGAGGGGCAUCCUGAGGGGGAAGGCUCCUUUGCUGGUAUCGUGGCUGUUUGCUGCGUCGCUUGUUCUCGGUGUCGGUCUGCUCGGCGGGUUCAGCCGCAUCUUGGAAAAGUACACGCGCAUGUCUAUCCAAGCCAUGGACCACCUUGCGCAAAACGACGCCCAUGCGCGGCAGUACUCGCUCAUUGCGCAGUCGCUGCUGACAACGGCGUUGGAGCACCUGGAGAGACAGGACCUUCAGGAUCGCCUGCGCCGCACGGAAAACUCGAGUCACUUGUUCGGCUUGACUCCAGAUACAGCGCCUGAUGUCAAUGAUGGUGACGGCCGCGCCUCGGUGCUGCAGAGCCAGAGUCUAGCGGGGAUGGGAGAGAUGGAUUCCAUCUUCUUGGGGCUGUCGGAGCCGAUGCUGCAUACGCCGGAUACUACGUAUUGGGAUGGGAUUGUGGGGAAUGACAGUGACCCGAAUUCGGCGUUGAAUUUGUUUCCGUUGCUGGAGACGGGGGGAGGGAUAGAUUUGGCGCAUUGGCUGUAGGUGUUGGGUUUGUUUGUUUAGAAGGGUGUGAUGUUCUUUAGCCGGCCACUGGUUCACGGCAGUUGGAUGAGUUUAGCUUCGUCUAACCUCUGAAAGUAAAACGAAAUAAUGGGUAUAGAUGAGAUGAUUUUCGAAAUGGACAUUUCUAAAAUG